UUUAAUUUCAAUUCAAAUCUGCAAAAGAAAAAAAAAGGAAAAAAAAUCUCUUGAUUUUGAAACGAAGCUUGUUCUUUAGCGUAAAAUAGUUUCGAUAUUUUUUAUUCGUUUUAUAGUAACCAAAUGGCUGGAGUUUGCUGUGGAGUUGUUCCUGAAAGUGAAACUGCAGCUGCGGUCGAACAAACAUCGAAAUCAUCUCGUCGCCGGAGAAUGGAAGUUCGUCCGUUUAAGUUUGUGGCUGACGCUGCCGUUCAACCGCCGUCGGAAAACGGCCGGAAACGUCAGAAGCUUGACCUCGAUCUCGUUCUCCCGGCUUCUCCUCGUGACUGUGAUAACGCUGUUGAGAGCUCCGGUACUAACAAGGUUAACGGAGAUCAGGAAAUUAAUGAAGGUUUAAAUUCUAAUGGAAUAGUAGAAUUAGAAAAGGAAUUGCCGAAGUUUGGUUUGACUUCCGUUUGUGGUCGACGACGAGAUAUGGAAGACUCCGUUUCAAUUCAUCCGUCGUUCUGUAAACUAACCAGUGAAGCUCAAAUUUCGUCGGAUAUUCACUUUUUCGCCGUGUUCGACGGCCAUGGCUGCUCUCAUGUUGCGAUGAAGUGUAGAGAUCGGUUUCAUGAGAUAGUAAAAGAAGAAAUCGAAGCCUGCGGAGGAGAAAAGGCGGUGGAGUGGAAGCGAACCAUGGAGAGAAGCUUUGAGAGGAUGGAUAUGGAAGUUCAACAAUCUACGGUGGACUCCGUAGAGAAUCCGAAUUGCCGAUGCGAACUCCAAACUCCACAGUGCGAGGCCGUCGGAUCUACCGCUGUGGUUGCCGUUGUCACUCAGGAUAAGAUCAUCGUAGCUAACUGCGGUGAUUCCCGCGCUGUCUUGUGCCAAAACGGCGUCGCUCUUCCCCUCUCCGACGAUCACAAGCCGGAUCGACCCGAUGAACUGCUCCGAAUCGAAGAAGCCGGUGGUCGAGUAAUUUACUGGGAUGGAGCUCGAGUUCUUGGUGUUUUAGCCAUGUCAAGAGCAAUAGGUGAUAAUUAUUUAAAGCCCUUCGUUAUACCAGAACCAGAGGUAACAAUAACAGAGAGAAGCAGCAGAGAUGAAUGUUUAAUAUUAGGAAGCGAUGGACUAUGGGACGUGGUGACAAACGAGACAGCUUGUGGGGUGGCGCGUAUGUGUUUACGCGCUCAAAAGCCAGCAUCACCACCUAUGUCUCCGGAUAGUGACGCUGUGGUUCGCGGUGCUGGAGUCGAGAGUUCGGAUAAGGCUUGUUGGGAUGCUUCCAUUUUAUUAACCAAAUUGGCUUUGGCUAGACAUAGUACCGAUAACGUUAGUGUUGUCGUUGUUGAUUUGAAGGAAAAUCAACAGUUAUAAAUAAAAAUUAGAAUUUUAGAGAUUACUAAUAUUUAACUAAGAGACGCAGAAAAAGUAUUAAUGAAAGAAAAUAUUGUAUUUUUUUGCCAAUUUAAGGAAAUAUUAAAAUGUAAGAUGUGCUUUUACUGUUUUUGGCAAAUUAUAAAUGAGUAUAUAGUCGGUUAAUUGCAA
Messenger RNA from Gossypium raimondii (Peruvian cotton), 1530 nucleotides. RefSeq names its product protein phosphatase 2C 37. Gene Ontology annotation, cellular component: cytosol; nucleus. Gene Ontology annotation, molecular function: cation binding; protein serine/threonine phosphatase activity. Lineage: Eukaryota; Viridiplantae; Streptophyta; Magnoliopsida; Malvales; Malvaceae. The record is from RefSeq and is a predicted model, not a curated record. Bases 124 to 1359 code for a protein of 411 amino acids. Gene Ontology annotation, biological process: protein dephosphorylation. The transcript is spliced from 4 exons.